Molecule: messenger RNA, 1137 nt
Organism: Daucus carota subsp. sativus
Lineage: Eukaryota; Viridiplantae; Streptophyta; Magnoliopsida; Apiales; Apiaceae
Product: probable receptor-like protein kinase At5g38990
Exons: 1
Coding region: 1-1137 (378 amino acids)
Biological process (GO): protein phosphorylation
Molecular function (GO): transmembrane receptor protein tyrosine kinase activity
Source: RefSeq, a predicted model, not a curated record
AUGCUCUUAACUGCUCGCGUAUUCUCUUCCAUAUUCACCUAUAAAAUCCCCGUUUCUGGAGCUGGUCAGAAAUUUCUACGCCUCUACUUUUAUCCAACAAAUUAUGCAGAUGGUUUUGACAUGACCAAAUCAUUCUUCUCCGUCCAUGCAGCGGACCAGAUUCUUGUAUCUAACUUCAGUGCCUUUCUCAACCUCCAGAGCCCAUCAUUAACUCUCGUCAAAGAAUAUAUCAUCACUGUCAAUCAGAGUCGUUUACUAGACUUGACGUUUAUUCCGUCUCCAAACUCCUCUGCGUUUGUCAAUGGCAUUGAGGUUGUUUCCAUUCCCGACAAGCUCUAUGUCAAAGGAAAUGAUGAUAGCAAUGGAAUUAAACUAGUCGGCCUACAUUCUCAGAGCACCACUUUCGUCACUAUUGACGGUUCCAAGGCACUUGAAAAAUUUUACCGCUUAAAUGUAGGCGGCCAGAACGUAUCUUCGACCGAUGACAGUGGAAUGUUCCGCUCAUGGGAUGGAGACGAACCCUAUUUGAUUGGGUCUUAUGGAACUACAAGACUGUCCAAAAUUGAAAUCAAUUACUCGGAGACGACUCCACCCUACACGGCCCCUGAAAUUGUCUACUCCACUGAGCGAUUUAAGGAUGAUAAUAAUUACACCCCCAACAUCACUUGGAUCUUUCCAGUUGAUUAUGGGUUUUAUUAUCUACUUAGACUUUAUUUUUGUGAGUCCAGGCUCGAAGUAACUCAGGAAGGUCAGCUGGUAUUUGAUAUACUCGUCAACAAUCAGACAGCUGAAAAAGCAGUAGAUAUUAUAUAUUGGACUGGGGGAAGAGGAAUUCCAAUCUAUAAAGACUACGUUGUUUCUUUCGGUGCCAACCCAGAUGGCAACAAGUCUAAGACAGAUUUGUGGCUCACCAUGCAACCUAACAAGGGCUAUCAAUAUGAAAAUACAAUUUUGAAUGGCUUGGAGAUUUAUAAGCUGAGUAACGACAAUCAUAGCCUUGCUGCACCCAAUCCAUUGCCUCCAUCAGAAACAAAAAACUCUGGAGGCAUCCAGAACAGUGGCACCUCGGGGGCUUCUAUUGGAGGUUCCUUCGGGGUGAUCAUCGUGUUCUUGUUCAUUCUUGCUCUGCUUUUAUGA